AGCACCUCCCCGUCUCUCCACCGACUGGCCCAGGCGAGGAUUUUCAUCGAAAACAUUCACCGCAGACUGCGUACCAGAGCCGGGGGGAAACGGUGCUACGACGAACGGAGAACCGACGCUAUGGACCCAACAGCAUGACAGCCGACUCCAUGGCGUUUUUUGAAGUUGGUGUUUAGAGGCGUUAAAAGGAUUCAACAGCAAUGAAUGCGGUAUCACUUGUCAGAUAGAGAGGGGCCAAAGUGGACUAUCCCUCCCUCGGUAGAUGCCUUCCGCCCGAUGGAGGCUGACGAGACCUUUGCAGCGAGUUCGAGGCCCGGAGGGUCACCUGAGAAACACCUCGUUGCAGGACGCAAUUAAGGACAAGACCGUGCACACCUGUCUGCGCUUUCGAGGACUUACUAGACAAGUUGUUAGUGAGCACAACAACAAAAGUUAGCUGCGGGAGGCGAACCCCCCCUGCACAAGAUGACUAUCAUAGAUAUCACUUAGCGAGAGGUUACUCACCGCCUCAGGUAACACAGGACAGGUGAACAACGUUACUCUUUAAAACGGACUGCACACUUUUAAAAAGUCACACCAACUAAUUUGUCUGCGAGAAUUCAGCAGUUUUUUUUUUUAAGUUCUGUUUUUUACUCACCAAGAGUCAACCAUGUCACUCAAAGACAAUGCUUGUCGGAAAUUUCAAGCCAACAUUUUCAACAAAAGCAAAUGCCAGAACUGCUUCAAGCCCAGAGAAUCUCAUUUGCUGAACGACGAAGACUUAAAUCAGGCAAAACCUAUAUAUGGAGGAUGGUUGCUGCUGGCUCCAGAGGGAACGAAUUUUGACAAUCCGUUACACAGAUCUCGGAAAUGGCAGAGGAGGUUCUUCAUCCUUUACGAGCAUGGCUUACUGCGCUACGCUCUGGACGAAAUGCCCAGCACCCUGCCACAGGGGACGAUCAAUAUGAACCAGUGCUCCGACGUCAUCGACGGAGAGUCCAGGACGGGGCAGAAGAACUCUCUGUGCAUCCUGACCCCGGAGAAAGAGCACUUUAUACGCGCUGAGUGCAAAGAAAUUAUCAACGGGUGGCAGGAGGCUCUGACUGUUUACCCCCGGACCAACAAGCAGAACCAGAAGAAGAAACGCAAAGUGGAUCCACCCUGUCACCAGGGUGGAAGAAAUGCAAGCCAGUGUUUUUCCACUGAGGACACGAAUGGACACCCAGAGCCCGGCCCUGCCAAGGUGACGGUAACAAGCAGCGGGGGGGGCAGCAUCCCCUGCCUGCCCAGCAGCAUCGCCGGCGCUGAGAGGGUCCCGAUGAGCCGCACCACUCUGUGGCAGGAGGAGAGCCGCUGGAGCCGCGCCUCCAUCCCCUGCAGCCGCAGCGCCUCCUGCCUCAGCCAGCUGGGCCAGAGCCAACCGGAGUCCAGUGUCACUACUCAGGACGGUGAGGGCAACGAUGACAAAUUCCUCAACAUCCUGCACCUAUGCUUCACUCAGCAUGAUGUGAAAGCUGCAGACCUGGGCUUUAAGGGACAGUUCAACCCAAAAUGA
This is a messenger RNA of Notothenia coriiceps (black rockcod), 1534 nucleotides long. Its product is annotated as myosin phosphatase Rho-interacting protein-like. Gene Ontology annotation, cellular component: actin cytoskeleton. NCBI's taxonomy places the organism in Eukaryota, Metazoa, Chordata, Actinopteri, Perciformes, Nototheniidae. The record is from RefSeq and is a predicted model, not a curated record. Bases 650 to 1534 code for a protein of 294 amino acids. Gene Ontology annotation, molecular function: actin filament binding. The transcript has 8 exons.